AUGUUGAGUUAAAAUGUACGCUUAGAGAAGGCAUUAGUUUGAAAAGUACAAGCGGAAGUUCGUUUACGUAGUAUAGUGGGCUUGUUUCUGGUACGUAAAACUGUUAGAGAUGCUGUCAGGUGGGAUGAAAUAAAGGGAUGUAGCACAGGGAGAACACAGCACUGUGUUUCUUCGGUCACCGUUUUGCAGGACAUGAACACGGAUCCACCUGAAAGCCGUUCAGCGCCGUCGUUGGCAGGCAGGUGUUGUCGUCGCACUGUUGAAGCGUCAUUUCAUUUGGCAUCGCCGCUGGCUGCGAUAUAACGUGAAUGAUCGGCUGUAGAGCAAACCUCAGGAUGAAGGAUGUGGAGCAGCUCUCCUGUCCGUGGAUCUGUGGAGGACUGUCACACCACAGCGGCUGAGUGAGCAGACCAUAUUAACUCAGGCCAGCCCCCAGACCUCAAGGCUCCCCCGGACCAGCAGACACCGAACCAGCGUUUUUGAACACAUUCGUCCAAUUGUCAGGGCGUCUUGGUUUGGUGUCCGCCUGUUUGCCCUGCUGUGUUAUUUUGCAGUUUGUCUGUACCAGGUUGUGUGGACCACCAGCGACCUAGCAUGACAAAGCACUUCUGUGGCCUGCUAACUCUUCAGCCAAAGGAUGUUUCUCUUAAGUAUAUCCAGACAGACGUGCUAAGCAUCUUCAUACAUAUAAUGUUUUGAACUGCAGAAUCACAACUGUUGUUGCAUCUUACAUCAAGGACCACUGAUUGACUGCACGCACUAAAUAGAUAUGAAUGAGAGGUUGCUGCAGGGGGGGACCUCUUCUGAGUUUAUUGUGGAUUUCUCAUGAAUUGUAAAGUGGGACAGAGACACCUACAGUCACAUGGCUGGAUCAUCAGUGGAAUUAGUCCUUUCCUUAUUUUAUUUGGAUACCUCCUGAAAGGCUCCCCAUUGUCCCUGGAAUAAAAAUAAAAAACAGCUGGUUUGAGUUGUCUCUGUUGAAGUUUACCAAAACGUUUCUGUUUUUGUGCCACUUUGAGAGAACUCUUUGAUCAUGCACUGAAGACAGAAGUGGAAGCCUUAUUGAGAGUCAGGUUUACACCAAGUCGCCAUGCCUAUCAGAAAAAAAGACACAGCUCGAGCCCUUGCACUUUUGGAGGAAUACUGCACUAACCUGAGGAAACCGGAGGAGCAGCAGCUCAAAACUGCCAUUCAAAGAGUGAUGGGGAUUUUCAAAAGCAGCCUGUUUGAAGCUCUUCUUGAUAUCCAGGGGUUCUAUGAAGUGACUCUAUUAAACACACAGAAAAGCUCCAAGCAAAAGCUAGAGGAACUCAACCACAUGGCGGACAAGUGGGAGAAAAGUCUUUCUGUACCAAACUCUACCUGUCCAGUCGAGCAGCAGAGGGAGCACAGCAGCUCAGAGCCCAGUGGGAGAGAGCAAGCAGAGUGCAGUGCAAACACCUCUGAGAACAGGCCGGCAGCAGUACAUGAGCCAACCCACAAUGGCCAGCUCCAACUCUGCAUGAACCCUGCCCUGAUGAACACUCCCUGGUAUCACUACCAAGAAGAUGACUCACCCCUGCUUGACCAGGGUUUCCCACAGCUCACCAGUGGGCUUCGCGCUCCUGAGCUUGUCCAUGUUUCACAGAAGAACCUGUCAGAGAUUGAAAAUGUGCACGGCUUCGUGUCCCAUUCUCACAUCUCUCCUCUCAAGGCCAACCCUGCUCCCAUGAUCAUCAAUACAGACACUUUGGAGUCACUUCCUUAUGUCAACGGCACAGAAAUUGAAUAUGAGUUUGAAGAAAUCACCUUAGAGCGGGGUAACUCAGGGUUGGGCUUUAGCAUCGCUGGAGGGACAGAUAACCCCCAUAUUGGUGAUGACCCCGGCAUCUUCAUUACCAAGAUCAUCCCUGGAGGAGCUGCAGCAGAGGAUGGACGCUUGAGAGUAAAUGACUGCAUCCUUCGGGUGAAUGAUGCUGAUGUGUCUGAAGUUUCCCACAGUAAGGCAGUAGAGGCCCUAAAGGUUGCAGGUUCUGUUGUCCAUUUGUAUGUGCGGCGCCGCAGGCCUAUGCUAGAGACAAUCAUUGAGCUCAAGCUAAUCAAAGGCCCAAAAGGCCUUGGUUUCAGUAUUGCAGGUGGAGUGGGAAACCAGCAUAUCCCUGGUGACAACAGCAUAUAUGUAACUAAAAUUAUUCAUGGUGGGGCGGCACAAAAGGAUGGCCGGCUGCAAGUUGGAGACAGAUUAUUAAUGGUAAACCACUACAGUCUGGAGGACGUUUCUCAUGAAGAGGCUGUGGGCAUUUUGAAGAACACGUCUGAUGUGGUCACUUUAAAGGUGGGGAAACCCACCAGUGUGUAUCUAUCAGAUCCCUAUGGGCCUCCUGAUAACAUGCAGUCUUUUUCUCCUCCCAUGAAAAAUCACGUCUCUUCCCCUAUCAACACUGGCUCUCUGCAUUACAAGUCCGACCUGCCUGUGGCUUCCCCUAGGAGUUAUUCACCCCUCUCUGCGCACUUUCUGAGGGAAGAGGAUGUAAACAGGCCUCCUGAGCCAGUUUACAGCACUGUGAACAAACUAAGUGACAAAGUGCCCUCCCCCCGACACUAUUCCUCAGUGGAGUGUGACAAAAGCAUCUUCCACUCUGCCCCACUCCCUAACUAUAUCUUAAGUCUGUUUCCUGACUUGGAUAUCACCAGGGAACCCAGGAAGGUCGUGCUCCACAAGAGUUCCACGGGCUUGGGCUUCAACAUCGUAGGUGGUGAAGAUGGUGAGGGCAUCUUUGUCUCCUUCAUCCUUGCAGGAGGGCCCGCUGACUUGAGUGGAGAACUGAGGCGAGGUGACCAGAUUUUAUCAGUCAAUGGCAUUGACCUACAAGGAGCCACACAUGAACAAGCAGCUGCAGCCCUAAAAGGAGCAGGACAAGUGGUCACCAUCAUUGCUCAGUACAGACCUGAAGAGUAUGGACGUUUUGAGGCCAAAAUCCACGACCUGCGGGAACAGAUGAUGAACCACAGCAUGAGCUCUGGGUCAGGAUCCCUCCGAACCAAUCAGAAAAGAUCACUCUAUGUUAGGGCACUUUUUGACUAUGAAAAGUCAAAGGACAGCGGUCUUCCCAGCCAAGGGCUCGGCUUCAGGUUUGGGGACAUCCUGCAUGUCAUCAACGCCUCCGAUGAUGAGUGGUGGCAGGCUCGCCGUGUUACUCCACAUGGUGACAGUGAGGAAAUGGGCGUCAUCCCAAGCAAGAGACGGGUGGAAAGGAAAGAGCGGGCACGUCUAAAGACUGUUAAAUUCAAUGCCAAGCCAGGGUCGUUUGAGUCAAAAGGGUCAUUCACUGACAAACGUAAAAAGAAUUUCAUCUUUACACGAAAGUUCCCAUUCUACAAGAACAAAGAUGGUGAGCAGGAUGGCAGUGAUUCAGACCGAAGUCAAGAGGAAGUGAUUCUCUCAUAUGAACCAGUAAUGCGUCAUGAAAUUAACUAUGCCAGACCUGUCAUAAUCCUGGGACCCAUGAAGGAAAGAAUCAAUGAUGACCUCAUAUCAGAGUUCCCAGACAAGUUUGGAUCUUGUGUGCCGCUACCAGAGGAACACCCACGAAGCAUGGGUAUUGCUGGUUUGUAAGAGAAAGCUGUCACAAGCUGACCCAUCAGGAUCAACCUUCUUCUUCUUCAGUUGUGUGUGUUGUGUUUGUCAUCAGCUGCAGCAGUUUUGAUUUUGCAUGUUUUUAUUUACCCAUCUCUUAUUUGAAUUUACCCUUCAAACCAUAUAAAGCUGCUAACCGUUCAGGUUACCAAGGUAAGUGAGCCCAUGAACUGAUUCUCUCAACUUACUGUUUAGAAAGUCCGUUAAAGUGAAGUAGUGUGUUCCCAUAAACAAGUCCAUUCAUCUUUUUGGAACCACAGUUUGUAUAUAAUGUGGAAUUUCUUUAAAGAGAUCCAUUCAAAUUUACUUAAAGCUGUCAUUGAUAUUAUUAUUGUUAUUAUUAUUGUUGUUAUUAUCAUAUCAUUAUGGUACACUAAUAAUAUAGAAUUCUGUGCCACAUCCUCUCCAUAUAACAGAGGCGCUUACCUGUGAGUUCAAAAACAUGAUCACGUUUACAGCUUGGUAAUAACAUGGUAAGAGUGGUUUUAGUAUUAGUGUGAUAAUAAAGACAGAACAUGCAAGUAAUACCAUCUACUUACUGAAGUAAAGGCCAUGCAGUACCUUGGUAUUAAUCACAAGUAUAUCAGUAUGACUGAAAUGUAUUUUACUUGUUCAUUAUUAAACUGUUAUCCCAGCAUUACUAUGUUAUUACUGUGCUGUGAUGUGCUAGCAGUGUUUAUCCCAUGUUUCCAGUUUAGCCCUUUAAUCUCUGUUGGAUAGCUUUAAAGGUGAAUUUGUUACAGUUAAUGUGAGAAUUGUAAAAUGUGAGUGAGUUACUUAUCCAUUUAGAUAGAAUUAUAGCAAAUGUAAAGUUACUAAGAGUUCAUGUACCUGCUCAUACUGAAGAUACCACUCGACCAAAGAGGGACUACGAGGUUGAUGGGCGAGACUACCACUUUGUGAUGUCGAGGGAACAGAUGGAGAAGGAUAUCCAAGAGCACAA
Oreochromis niloticus (Nile tilapia) is the source of this 4559-nucleotide messenger RNA. It is a transcript of the gene dlg2, whose product is annotated as discs, large homolog 2 (Drosophila). The record is from RefSeq and is a predicted model, not a curated record. NCBI's taxonomy places the organism in Eukaryota, Metazoa, Chordata, Actinopteri, Cichliformes, Cichlidae. The transcript is spliced from 24 exons. The coding region runs from base 1091 to 3595 and encodes 834 amino acids. Gene Ontology annotation, cellular component: basolateral plasma membrane; neuromuscular junction; postsynaptic density membrane. Gene Ontology annotation, biological process: establishment or maintenance of epithelial cell apical/basal polarity; receptor localization to synapse; regulation of postsynaptic membrane neurotransmitter receptor levels. Gene Ontology annotation, molecular function: ionotropic glutamate receptor binding; protein kinase binding.